This is a messenger RNA of Boleophthalmus pectinirostris (great blue-spotted mudskipper), 4632 nucleotides long. RefSeq names its product immunoglobulin superfamily, member 8 (gene igsf8). The transcript has 9 exons. Lineage: Eukaryota; Metazoa; Chordata; Actinopteri; Gobiiformes; Gobiidae. The record is from RefSeq and is a predicted model, not a curated record. The coding region runs from base 985 to 2835 and encodes 616 amino acids.
UCUAUUAAAAUAACUGGAUACAGUAUUGCUAGCUUGUAGCUGCCUCGAGUUGACGUAGUGGCCACUCAGUGGUACUACAGUCGAAAAAAUCCCAUGGGCCGAGAGAAGAUUUUUCUCAUAGAGCGCAAUGUAAUCACAACCUGCUCGUGUUCGGCUGACAGGGCACCUACAACUUUCAAAAAUGUCGGAUUUUGUGGCGAUUUUUACCUAUUUUUAGAUCAUAAACUUUUUCUCGCUCAAAAUCCUUCAGUUGUCUUAAAAAAACGCUUUAUAUUCGUUAGCUACGGCUCCGCUCUCGUUCCUCUCGCUCUGAUUGGUCAAAGCGAUCACGUGAUACACGAGCCCGCGCUCCUUGCGUGUGGUCGCGUGCAUUCGCGUGUGCCCGUGGGAGAAAAGAGCACUACUGCACAUGCUCGGUCGGCCCACAGUUACCGGAAGUACCUAGCCGGGCUAGGCUAAUCUGAGAUCAUGCGCCAUUGAGCUCAGCCCAUUGACUUGAAUGGGCGGCCAUUUUGGAACCUCGGGGCUUGGUGCUUCCUCUGACAUAAAGCAGCAAUUAAAGUGACAUCAAGAGUGACUUUAGUGAAGCUGUCAACAAACAAAACGAGGUGGCUCGGCUCUCCGGUGCCAGUUCAUCUGGUGACAGGUGAGCGCCAUUUUUAAAAGAAGCCAGCAUACAUCUGUGGCCACGUGACCACGCCCACCUGGCGGGAAUCACCAUGACAACUAUCCCAAGCCCCAGAUCCAUGCCCAACCCCCUGUGAUGUCUCCAACCAGCACAGCCUCCCCGUGCACGGCAUGUCUGAUCAAGCGGCAUAAUCUGAACCCAAACCAGGCUACAAUGGAGGCGUCGUCCUGUUGAGCAAAUGCGACUGUGCACGAUAAAGACACUGCGAGUCUACUGUACAAUGAACGGGGACAGAGGUACGCACAACGAGAUAUCCCAGUCAACGUAGUUCCAUCGGGACAGCAGGAUAGACCACUAUGGCUCCGAUAAAGGCGGUAUUAAUCGUGUUACUUCAUGGCGUUUUUCAGUUUGCUCUCUGCCGUGAUGUGACUCUUCCCAUCGGACCACUGUACCGCGUGGCAGGUUUCCCCGUCUCCUUGCCUUGUGUGGUGUCUGAGUACGAAGGCUCAAGAAAGCAGGACUUUGAGUGGUUCUUAUACAGAGAUGAUGCCGGUGGGAGACAGAUGGGUGUCAUUUCCACCAGGGACCCAGGUUUUCCCUACGCCCCAUUUCAGUCACGGGUGAGGAACGGUGAGGUGAGGGUGGAGAGGGAUUCAGACGCUCGGGUCCGACUGGUGAUCCACAGGCUGCGUACUGAAGACCAGGGCAGGUACGAGUGCUACACGCCUAGCACGGACUCCACCUUCCAGGGCAACUACAGCAGCUUGGUCACAGUCAAAGUGAUCCCUGACACACUGCAGAUCAGCUACUCUCGCUCGCUCACAGGACAGCCACUGCCACAGGGGGCUGAAUUAACUCUGACUUGCUCUGCCAGUAUCCAAUCGGAACAGCUCACUCAUCUGUCCGUCAUGUUUGGGAAGCGCGGUGAAACAAGUGACAGAGAUGCAGAGAUCAUCUCCAUUGACAAGAUGCUGGGGAUUGUGCCUGGAAGUUCAUACCAGAAGCGUUAUGACGACGGAGAGAUCUCAUUGGAGAAGAGGAACGUGGAGGGCGGACAGGACCUGUACGUGAUGAAGAUGAGAGGGGUGCGGGCGGAGGACAGGGGCUCAUAUUUCUGUGAGGCCUCCCAGUGGAUCCGGGAUCCUGAUCGAUCGUGGCAGAAAAUCGCACAGAGAACACUGGAUAUUGGCAAUUUGACUGUCAAUGAACUAGAUGAUAUUAUAAAAGUGAUGCCCACGCCCCAGGGAGUACUGACCUUGCAGAUUGGUGCCCCCCUGCUCCUGACAUGUGAAGUGCAGGGUUUACCGUCUCAAAUCAACUAUGGACUUUUGGUUCAGUGGUUGGUCAAUGAUGGCACCAGAAGUAAAGAGGUGGGGUUAGUGUGGAUAACCCCCGCUGGUGUGGUGAGCUGGGGGGACGAGCUGAGCCAGGGCAGAGGCUCACUGGAGAAAGUGUCUGAAGGCCGAUACACUCUCAAAUUGUUCUCGGUGCAGCCCGCAGACUCUGGCUCUUACCGAUGUGCGGUCAGCUUUUACGCUCCAGACAUAAGCCUCAGUCCAUCUACAGCACCCAUCUACUCCCAGCACUCUGAGGCAGUCACUGUCAAUCUGCGCACUAAAGAUGUACGUGUCUUUGCAGUGGUUCAGCUGCCUCGUGGUCCCCUGUUGAAAAGAGGCAGUACCAUCACUUUAAUUUGCAACGUGACUAUUGUAACUACAGGCCCUGUCCAGGCGCAGGUGCAGUGGGUGCGCUCGCUCAUUCCCAAACUAGUCAUGAAGAAAGACCAAAGUCCAUCCUCAGACAUAUCAAUUCCUGACCAACCGAUCGAAGUUACACCUGAGCCUGUAGCUACUUUGAGGCAUGAUGGUGUGACCCAGGUAUUCUCCAACAGCAGUGAGGUUAGCGUGGACCGGCUAACUGUGAGCAGCUACAGGCUUAGGGUGCAUGUGGCCCGCCCAGCGGACCAGGGCCUGUACGCCUGCCACGUUCACGCCUGGGGGCAGGAUCCACAUGGAGCAUGGUACAACACUGGGGUCAAAGCGGAGUCGAACACAGUCACUGUUUAUCUCUAUGCUCGGGUGGAGGAUCUGCUCCUCAUCCCUCUGGUUGUGGGCGUGUCUUCUGCGUUGUUUGUUGGGAUCGUCAUCAUCUCGACAGUGACCUGCUGCUUCAUGAGACGCCUGGCCAAACAGAGAGCCCGAAAAUAAAACAAAUACUGCUGCCUACACAAAGGAAAGUUUUCCUUUGUAUGGCUGGAAUGAUCUGGAGUCUAAACUAACACCUAGCUUCCUGUGUACUGAUCUAUUUGUUUGAUUAUCAAUGCCAAAAAAUCGGUUUAUACUUCUUUUUAAUUCACAUCUAAAUUUUGUAGUAGUCAAUUCCAGUGAAAAAAAGUUUAUUUUUUUUAGUUUUUAUGUCCCCCUAUUGUUUUUGUAGAUACUUUGUGUUUUUCAAAGAUAAUACUGCCUUUUUGUGAAAAAUCCCCUAAACAGAUGAAGACUGUUACUCUAUUUUGAACUGUUUACAGCCCCUCACUGUUUUUAGUUAAAACAAAUAUUUAAAAUUGCGACUGCCCACAUCAAACAUAGUCUAAAUAUAUGUGCACGCGUUGUCCACUGUUGCUGACUUUUGGAGAGAACAUUUGAAAGUGUCUCUGCAGCACUGGUCAGUGGUGUAAGCAAAGUCUCUCUUUGACUUAAUAAGGAAGGCACCGGCCCAGGACUGGCUCAUACCAGGCCCAUUGACUACCAUCUCUGUAUACACAGGCACUCUGUGUAUCUUCACAAUGUACUAUUUUUUUCUACAUGCAUUGGUUAUGUAGACAGAAAUGCACUGAGCAGAAACAUGUUUUGUUUUUUUGUUUUUUGUCACUUUUAGCUGUUUGUUUUUACAGUUUGUUUGACUCUCGUGCUGUGUGUGAGUUUAGCAUUCUGCAGCUGUCCCAUGUGAAGCACUUGGACUAAUGUGGGCCCCCCCGUCCUCUUCUUACUUGAGUUUCUUUCAGUUGAACAGUUACUUGCUGUACUUGAGCUUUGUUGUACUUUUUAUUUUGUUUGAGUAAUGGUUACUUUGCUGUUUAAAAGUGAAGUAAAACUUGAACUGUGGAAAAACAGCCUCUUAUGGUACUUGUAUCUCAUCGUGCAAAAACAGUAUAAUGUGGAACUCUUACGCCUGAGAUGAACCCGUUGCUGUGCACUGCAGUCAUAUGACUAGAUGAAGGUCUGCUGUUUCCAGUGGUCACAUGAUUAAAAUUAAUGACUUGAGCCACUGUGGCUAGCCCCAGGAAAUCUGCUGGACACAUUCACUCUGUGGUCAACACUUAAGUGGAUCCUGCUCCCUGCAUUCUUCCUCUCGUGCUCCAUUAACACUGAUACAGUAUGCUGAAGGCAAAUGUCUUUUCCAAAUUUGUUUGCACUCAUUUUUUAUGUGUUAAUUUUAUUUGUAGCCACUGUUAACCACCUGUCUCUCUCAUGGAUGCUUUUAAAUGUGGAUUCUACAUGAACCUGUGCUUUCUAAACUGACUUUUAAGGUUCUCUGUAAUGAACAAGUAAACACAUUUGUGCUUGUUUCCGGAGCCACUUUGUUCCAGAUCCACCACUCAAAGCUGAUUUGCUGCUCCGACAUACUCACCCACGACAUGUUUACACGCGGGAGCCUCAGAUACACGUGCACUCUGCCAGUGCACGGUGCUGCUGGCUCAUAUUUCUGAUGGGAAUAUCUGUGUCCCUCUCUAAUCCCAUGGCCCUCCCCCUCUGCUCCUCUGGCUCAAUUCAUUUCAGUUUGUGUUCAGGGGAAUUACAGUCAGCUGGAAAAGUUAAGCUGUGCAUAAUACAAGAUACAUGUUGUUGCUGUAUGUAUGAAUGAGUGAUCCACACUUUAGUCAUGUAUACACGCUGAAACUGUUCCUGAAUGGAGUUUGUGUUGAGUUUAAUAAACUUGCUCACUUUUUCAUGGUGCUUUGGUAAACCUGCCAACUGAAAAACCAAUAAACAACUGUGGAUCUA